This is a messenger RNA of Gigantopelta aegis, 3146 nucleotides long. Its product is annotated as fibrinogen gamma-B chain-like. NCBI's taxonomy places the organism in Eukaryota, Metazoa, Mollusca, Gastropoda, Neomphalida, Peltospiridae. The record is from RefSeq and is a predicted model, not a curated record. The coding region runs from base 1545 to 2669 and encodes 374 amino acids. The transcript has 4 exons.
AUACCACAAGGGUUUCGAAAACGCCCAUCCCGAGUCUGACCUCCGAUGUGAUCGGAGGCCUGACUCGGGACAGGAAUUACUUACUUAAAAAGAAUUUAGAAAUUUUGAGUCCAAAAAUUAAAUGGGGGAGGGGAAAGGUUAAAUUUUGUACUGCACCUAUAAAUACAUUUUUAAAAAUAAAAUUAUACUAAAAUAACAAUAUUGAAUAAAUGGCGCAAAUAAUUAUAAUAAAUAAUUAUUUAUAAAUUAUGCUUAGUUGCAGAAAUACAAUUUUGACCAUGAUAACUAUUUUCACGUUCAGAUUGAUAGACGUAAGGCAGCAAAAAAUACCGGAACUGGUUUAGGGUCUGAAUCGAGUGUGACAAAACACAUCGUGUCUCUGCUGGCGGGAACUACAGAUCUUGCAGCAGACGACAAUAGAACAUUCGCUAUAUUUUGAAAGCGCCAGACUUACUAGACCCAGACCCAUAUUCGGUGUGUUUUGGGCCUAAAGUGUUCGGGGAACUGUUUAAUGCAGGACUCGUGAAAGCUUUAAAGAAAAUUAUGGUAGACACUCAGAUGUCAUUUGUAUCACUGACUAAAAUUAUGUCUGAUCCAAUACCCUAUUUUGAUAUCGGAGUACGGUUUUGUGCCAGACUCACUAGACCCAGACCGAUAUUGGGUGUGUUUUGUGCCUAAUGUGUUCGGGGAACUGUUUAAUUCAGAACUCAUGAAAGCCAUUAAAAAAUUAUGGUAGAAACUCGGAUGUCUUUUCAUGAUAUGAAGUAUUACUAACUAAAAUGAUGCGUGAUCCAAUACUCUAUUUUAAUAUAAGAGUACGGUUUUGUGGCUUAGAUGUAUGUGUCUUUACAAGCACACAUGAUCAACUGUUUUUUAUAGUUAUAACUCCAGAUAUCGUACGCGUCCGGCUUUCAACUCUCAGUUUCUCAAUUACUACAUUAGGUUUGACGCAUGUAUAUCAUUUAAGGUAUGGUCGUGUCCAUUAUGGCAGCGCAACUUCGCAUGGUUACAGAAUUUAAAAAAUCGAAGAGUUUAUAGACGACGACUUAAUCCUGUUUUUUGUUUCUUUUAGUGAUUGAACGUUUUAAACAAUGGCCGUGUUGUAGAUGCAUUAGGGAUGGGGUUAUCGUGAAUGCUUGUUGUUGACAAUCCACUAGAGAUUAAAUAAAGGAAUACCAGAUUGUAUGAAAAGCUAGCGAACAGAACAAUGGGGUCCAAUACAAGUUGUAUUACGUGCUCUUAGCCCAGCUUCCUGCUUGGUCUUUUCUUGUAUUAAGUCGAUAAAGUUGGUAAGCAAACUUAAGUGUCCUCAAUUUAUCUCAUUGUAUUUUAUGCUGUACUACUUUAAACAGAAAUUACAUUUUCUUUAUAUUACUAUACCGAGAUAAAGUUAGUCUGGACUACAUUAUAAACAUAUCUGGUCGCGCUUUUCCAGUGACGUCUGCCUGAUGCCACAGAAACAAAACGUGCGUGUAUACUUAUUACGUUCACACAAAACGAGAUCUGAAAGAGCAAGACAGAGUGAUUAACAGCCAGUCUUCCUGAUGGAACAUUUCAAUACACUGUUUCUUAUCGCUGUCUUGCUUGUGAAGAAUCUUGCUUUGGGGAAGUUUAAAACGCAUCCAGGGGACUCUUCUAUGCAGCUGUUUAAAUUUCGCAAACAGCCACGUGAGAGUGUUCUGAUGAAAUUAGAGGACAACACAAAGGUACUCUCGCUGUUGGCUUGUUCGCUGACCUCUCUAGAGGGAGACUGGGAUGGAUUCGCUUACUGUAGGUCAUUCUCGUCGUCCAACUGUUUUCUUUUCACUGCCAGUGGAGUCCCUUAUGCCAAUGCAUUUGCCAAUCUGGUGUCAUGCUCGUUCUAUGUCUAUGACGUGUUGUUAUCCACGCCUGCCGCUAACAGCCCAACAACAGGAUUUUAUCCAGCAGUUACCUCAACUUCUUCGACCUUUUCAUCCAGUUCUACGGAGUGCAUCAACUUGACGGGAGGCGGAUGUGGCUGUCCAAUUGGUGCAACAGACAGUGACUGCACCACAUACAUCCAAGAUUGCGAUGACUAUAAGAAGCUGGGUGGAACUGGCACGAGCUAUAUAAAGAUUAAACCUCAGUCUUGGACGGGAAAUCCGUUUGUUGUUCGCUGUGAAAAGGGCGACACGGUCAUACAGAUGAGAGGGGGCGGGGCGGCGUGCGAUCAGGUGCAGUUCAACGCCUCCUGGGCCGAAUAUAAGGAAGGAUUCGGAAACAUGGAAAAUGGAUGUUUCUGGCUGGGAAACGACAAGAUCGCCAGUUUGACAAAAUACAGAAUAUACAAACUUAGUAUUUAUUCGGACAUUGACGACAGCAAACAGAACCUGGUGGAAUACGAGUGGUUUGUGAUGAAGGACGAGGCCCACAUGUACAGGCUACGGUUCACAUACGUCAAACAACACAAGGGGACGUCCGAUGGUUUGAACAAACCCGGCGGCAUGCACCAGGACUCGACCACCCAAGACUUUCACACCCACGACAACGACAUCAGCGCCUGUGCUGCCACUCACGGCGCUGGGUGGUGGUACGACAACGGCUGUACUUACGGCAACCUCAACGAGAUCGGUGGACCCGUUUGGCCCGUUAAUGGCAAACUCACAACGCUGACGUCUUCGUACAUGCUGUUGACUAAGACUUUUUAAAGGCAUACUCCCCUCCGCCUGUUACCGACCACGGUCGGGCUGCUGGUGCUCACUUGCACCUGCCAGUGCAGGCGGUCCCUCCUUCCUCCCCCCCCCCCCCCCACCUUUCCUGUCCUGGACGGACGAGACGGUCGAGGACAGCUCCUGUGCCCAAGACAGGCGUGCGCUACAACAGCUUGUUCUGAAUGUGCACGUAAAGCCCUAUGACCUGACCUGACCUUAAAGGCAUUGACUCAUAGCACUUAUUAUGUUCUGCUAUUACAGCCUGUUUAUCGUCAAAUUACACAUCGCUUCUUGCUUAACUGAUAAUAAAACUGGAAACCCGUUUGGACCAGACAAUGUCAUGUAUAAUGAACAGAACACUAAAAAAAUCAAAUAUAUGUGAACGGUUUAAAUUGUGAGUUUUGACAAAUUCACAUUAUAUCUGGUCAUCGUUGUGUUUGUAGUACUUAUUGAAAUAAACGAAAUUUACUUUUC